Molecule: messenger RNA, 2118 nt
Organism: Drepanopeziza brunnea f. sp. 'multigermtubi' MB_m1
Lineage: Eukaryota; Fungi; Ascomycota; Leotiomycetes; Helotiales; Drepanopezizaceae
Cellular component (GO): cytoplasm
Molecular function (GO): protein binding
Source: RefSeq, a predicted model, not a curated record
AUGAGUUCUCCCACCCAGCCCACAACGCCUUUCGAUACCAAAGACUCUUAUCGAGUUACCGGCGAAGGUGAAGGCGAAGGCGAUGGCGACUCGCAAUCGUCCUCUAGCAACUCGCCAGCCCGCGCAGACUACGAAGAGUCGGACUUCUACACUGGCAACAAUGACUCCCAGUCAUCUAUUGGGGUCCCCACAUUCCAGGAUAUGGCAGUGACGGAAGAGUGCGUGGGCGCCUCGAAUCGCCUCCCAGCAGAGGUGCUCAUUGCUAUGUUCUCGAAGCUCAGUAACUCAAACGAUCUGCUUAGCUGUAUGCUUGUAUCGAAGAGGUGGGCGCGGAAUGCCGUCGACCUUCUCUGGCAUCGGCCGUCAUGCACGAGUUGGUUUCGGCAUAGCUCUAUCUGCGCUGCUCUCGUCAAGGAAGCCCCUUACUUCGCAUAUCGGGAUUUCAUCAAGCGGCUGAACAUGGCCCAGCUUGCAGAUACCUGUAGCGAUGGUAGCGUUCUCGCGCUACAAUCGUGCAACAGGAUCGAGCGGCUGACUUUGACCAACUGCGGUGGUCUCACGGAUUCGGGCAUCGUUGGGCUUCUCAAUGGCAGCUCCCACCUGUUGGCCCUGGAUAUAUCUGGGGUCUUCGAAGUCACGGAGACUUCCAUGUACAGCCUUGCCGCCAACUGCCACAAGCUGCAAGGUCUCAACAUUUCGGGGUGCACCAAAAUCUCCAAUGCAUCUAUGAUUGCUGUCGCCCAGCAGUGUAAAUACAUCAAGAGACUCAAACUCAACGAAUGCGAGCAACUGGAAGAUUCCGCUAUUACGGCCUUUGCUGAGAACUGCCCCAACAUCCUCGAAAUCGAUCUACACCAAUGCAAGUCCAUUGGUAACGCCCCGGUGACCGCUCUCAUCGAGCAUGGCCAGACCCUCCGCGAACUUCGACUCGCAAAUUGCGAACUUAUAUCCGACGAAGCUUUCUUGCCCCUGUCUACAAACAAGACCUUCGAGCACUUGCGGAUUCUGGAUCUUACGAGCUGUGUACGCCUGACAGAUCGAGCCGUUGAGAAGAUUAUCGAAGUCGCCCCUCGAUUGAGGAACUUGGUCUUCGCCAAAUGCAGAAAUCUUACGGAUAACGCUGUAAUUGCCAUCAGCAAGCUCGGGAAGAAUCUCCAUUACCUCCAUCUCGGACACUGCAAUCAGAUAACCGAUUUUGCCGUCAAGAAGCUAGUGCAAUCGUGUAAUAGAAUUCGUUACAUAGACCUCGGAUGCUGUACUCACUUGACGGACGACUCGGUCACGAAGUUAGCUACUCUUCCAAAAUUGAGAAGAAUAGGCCUGGUGAAGUGCUCGAACAUUACCAAUGCUAGUGUCGAUGCUCUGGCACAGAGUAGCAGCCACGCUCCUCGCCACUAUAGAAAUGCGGCCGGCGUGCUCUGUGAACAUAACCAGACAAGUAGCCUCGAGAGAGUCCAUCUCAGCUAUUGUAUAAAUCUGACUCUCAAUAGCAUCAUUAAGCUUCUCAAUAGCUGUCCAAAGCUGACCCAUCUGAGUCUGACCGGCGUUCAAGCUUUCCUACGGGCAGACUUGGAACAGUUCUGCCGGGAGGCACCUGCAGAAUUCACAGAGCACCAAAGAAAUGUGUUUUGCGUAUUCUCCGGGAUGGGCGUCUUUGGCCUCCGAUCUCAUCUGAACAGCCUCACGACAUCGCAAGGCGGCUUUGACCCAUCUGUCGACGGCGGUUUUGGUAAUGUUGACGACGACCGCACAAUGACGGGUAUGGGAGGAGCGACUGCGAUGAUGGGAGCAGCUGUUCUGAACGCCGACGACGAGGAUGCCGAUGGCGAUGGGUUUGAGGAGAUAGAGGAUCAACGGCUCAUGAUGAAGGGGUCGCCAUGGAACACGUCAUCCACAAUAGAUAUGAAACUCAACGUGUUAGAGCGCAUACGGAUUAAGGAAGGCAUCAACAGCCAUUGCCUGCCUGCCCACGAAAAGCAUAGACACCUCGUUUGGCUUCUCUCGAUAUUUGGCUCAGUGCCGCAAAACACAACAUCCUUCUUUGCUAUGAUGCUGAGAGGGGAUGGUAUUGAAGGGCUGGCGUGGCGUGGCGUAUUGGCGUUAAUGGUAAUUGAUUGA